This is a messenger RNA of Verruconis gallopava, 1472 nucleotides long. RefSeq lists its product as uncharacterized. The transcript is spliced from 6 exons. NCBI's taxonomy places the organism in Eukaryota, Fungi, Ascomycota, Dothideomycetes, Venturiales, Sympoventuriaceae. The record is from RefSeq and is a predicted model, not a curated record. The coding region runs from base 288 to 1433 and encodes 381 amino acids.
CUUGUUGAUGGGCAAAACAUGACUCUCAUGGUGUUGCACCCCGCAUGCAAUGCGGGUUCCGUACCUGAUCAUCUCGAGGGCUGUUGAAGAACCCGACUGGAUGCGCUAGUACGCAGGUUGUCAAUAUAUGAACAUGUCCGAUCCGAAGCUUCUCGCCUUUUGGGGUGGAUCCCGUGGAAACCCUUUUUGGCCCAGGUCAAUCCACGAGAGAGGCAGAUAUCAGACUAGCUUUUGCUGAAAAAAUCAACGUCUCCUCCUUUCGAUCGUUUUCACAUCGUCUGCGCACCAUGGGAAUCCCCGAUCGCGCUCCCCAAAUUCGGGGUGUCGUGAUAUUCGCCUGCAUCCUGGGCGCGAUUUCCAUGAUCUUGCGUAUCUACGCUCGUCAUUACCUGGCGCGAACGUGGAAAAUCGAGGAUUGGUUGAUGCUCGGUGCUACUGUAACUUUCCUCAUGAACAUCACGACCUGCUUGAUUGGACUGCAUUAUGGAACGGGUCGUCACAUGUCAGAUCUGACGCCUCACAAUAUCGAAAUGGCCAUGAUGAACUGGUGGCUUUGCUAUCCGUCCUAUGCUCUUACUAUGAUUCUUUCCAAAUUCUCCAUCGGCAUAUUCCUAAAUCGCAUUACUCCAAAUCGGAUGCAUCACUGGAUCAUGUACGUCGCUAUGUUCCUCACUGCUCUGACUGGGGUUGCGUUCUUCUUCAUCGCCAUUCUUCAAUGUAAUCCUGUUAACUACUGGUGGAAACAAAUAUACCCAGAUGUGAAAGGGCACUGUAUCACGAUUCAUGCAAUCAUGAACAUAACCUACGCUUACAGCGCUGUCUCUAUCCUGACAGACUUCACAUUUGCGUUUCUUCCAAUCCACAUUGUCAUGGGUCUACAAAUGGAUAGGAAGUCGAAGCUGAUGCUGGUCCCUAUCUUCGCCUUGGCUACACUUGCUUCCAUUGCAUGCGCCAUCCGCUUGGCAUAUCUACCAAAAUUUGCGAAGGGAGACUUUCUCUGGAACACCUCGGAUAUCGUCAUUUGGUCCGAACUCGAACAAGGCCUUGCUGUUACAGCCGGCAACUUAGCUACACUUCGCCCGUUGUUCAGCCUCUUCCUCGACAAGCUCAACGCCUGGACCGGCGGAUCCAUCUCUCGCACCUUUGGAGGUAGCAAGACCGGUGGAACAAGGUUGUCGCAUAGAAUCCAACUCACUCCCCAAAGCAGCAGUCGUGACCUCUUCAGGAAAAGAUCGUUCUCUCGAGACAUCGAGGUUCAGACAAACGUCGACGUGCAUCGCGAAAAGACAACCGCGGCUGACGUGAACUCGCCAACGUCGCCGAAGAGGGGGUAUCAGGAAGCUUGGCUCGAAGGUCCGUUCCCAAGCAGAGGGGGCUCUGAGGAGGUUUAUUAUGUCAAGUCGCCUGCUGUUGCCUCGUACAAUGCUGUCUAGUAGUUGGCUUUUUUGUAAUACAAGGCGUGUAUCCACUGC